Molecule: messenger RNA, 1051 nt
Organism: Carassius carassius (crucian carp)
Lineage: Eukaryota; Metazoa; Chordata; Actinopteri; Cypriniformes; Cyprinidae
Product: eotaxin-like
Exons: 6
Coding region: 195-692 (165 amino acids)
Biological process (GO): inflammatory response; monocyte chemotaxis; cellular response to tumor necrosis factor
Cellular component (GO): extracellular region
Molecular function (GO): chemokine activity; CCR chemokine receptor binding
Source: RefSeq, a predicted model, not a curated record
UAAAUCCGGUCCUGGGCCCACCCACAUCGUUGCUGCUUAGUAUAACCUAUUAUUCAUGGAAUUUGAAUCCUGAACUUUAUAGUCCAUUUCUGUUGAUUCAUCAUACUUCGGCUUGACAGGUUGUGACAGAAGACCUGAAAGACCUUCCUCGACAUAGAAACUUCAUCCCAACCAAGAAUUCCACCAUUAGAAGCAUGAAACAGAACAAGAUGAAGUUCACUCUGUUUACUGCUAUUCUUUUCUCUAUGGGGUGGAUGAGUAUUGAAGGAUCAGUAGAGGAUGGACGUACACCAAGUUGCUGUUUAAAAGUGUCAGACACCAAAAUUCCAGUUGAAGACAUUGUGAAUUAUUCUAUGCAAACUGCACCGCUAUGUCCUAUCAAAGCAGUAAGAUUUCACACCAAGAGAAACAAAACUAUUUGUUCAGAUCCAAAUGACAGUUGGGCUAAGAAAGCAAUCAAGUCGGUGGAUAGUAGAAAGAAACUGACAAAGGAAUCUUCCAAAGAGCCUUGUACAGCAAACUUGAUCCCAACUACACCUACAGCACAAGGAAGGAUCACCACUGGGGGAGAUGGGUGUUCAGUAAGCUCCUGCCAUUCCACAAAACAAACUGGUCACAUUCCGUUCCAUCUCAUGAGAUCUUUAAAGUCUCGUAACAAGAAAAGGCUCCGCAAGAUUCAAAUGGGGAAUUGAUUUUAAGAAUGAGUGAGCUAAAUACUCUAAAGUUUUUACUUUUCUGUCUUACGGUUUUAAAAAUUAUUUUUUGAAAACUUAUAUAUACACAGUGUAUACUGAUGUUAUCAGGAUGGCUGAAUGACUUUUAAAUAUGAUAAAUGUAUAAGGUGACUAUAAUGAAAAAUCAACAAAGUUUUCACUCUAAUGUUUGUCUCUAUUGUGCCAUGUAAAAUCAUUUUAUUAAUGAUUUAAUAAUGACUGUAUGUAUUGUUUUAAUAUACAUACAACUUGCUCAUAUUGUUUUUGCGUGUAUGGUUCUGACAUAUCAAGUUCAGAAUAAAUUCAUUUCAUUUAUACGGAACAAUUGGCUAGCAAUG